Haliotis rubra (blacklip abalone) is the source of this 2363-nucleotide messenger RNA. RefSeq names its product alpha-soluble NSF attachment protein-like. Gene Ontology annotation, molecular function: soluble NSF attachment protein activity; syntaxin binding. Gene Ontology annotation, cellular component: SNARE complex; vacuolar membrane. Gene Ontology annotation, biological process: intracellular protein transport; SNARE complex disassembly. The record is from RefSeq and is a predicted model, not a curated record. Lineage: Eukaryota; Metazoa; Mollusca; Gastropoda; Lepetellida; Haliotidae.
GGCGCUGUGUGGUGGGAGUAAAGGAAGUGACGUGAAUUUCGCGAUGUAUUUAUGCCUCUAAAUAGAACAUUAUUAAAUUUGUGAUACAUUAAGAUAUAUAGAAGGUAAACAAUCAAACAGUCGAGAAACCAAGAUGGGAGACGCGGAACAAAAAGGAAUUAUGUUGAUGCAGGAGGCGGAGAAGAAACAGAAAGGGGCUAAAGGUUUCUUGGGGAAUUUGUUUGGUGGUUCAAGCAAGAUAGAAGAAGCAGCAGAAUUGUAUGUGCGUGCAGCAAAUUCUUUCAAGAUGGCCAAGAAGUGGGCAGCUGCUGGGGAAUCGUUUUGCAGAGCAGGCCAACUUCAGAUAGAACUCGGCAGCAAACAUGAAGCUGCUACACAUUAUGUAGAUGCUGGGAACUGUUACAGGAAAGGGGAUCCGAAUGAGGCAAUCAAAAGCUUACAUCAAGCAGUAACAAUCUACACAGAUAUGGGAAGGUUUACAAUUGCUGCCAAACACCAUAUUACUAUUGCGGAGAUCUACGAGACUGAACUAGUUGAUAUUGAACAAGCCAUCGCCAACUACGAGCAGGCUGCUGACUACUACAAGGGAGAAGAGUCCAACAGCUCUGCCAACAAAUGUCUGUUGAAGGUUGCACAGUUUUCAGCUCAGUUAGAAAAUUAUGAAAAGGCUGUCGAGAUUUAUGAACAGGUUGGCAUAUCGGCAAUGGACAACUCCUUGUUGAAGUACAGCGCCAAGGACCACUUCUUCCGUGCGGCAGUGUGUCACAUGUGUCUGGAUCAGGUCAAUGCCCAGAUAUGUGUUCAGAAGUACGAAGACAUGUUUCCAGCCUUCUCAGAAUCGAGGGAGUGUAAACUAGUCAAGUCGCUGUUGAAGGCGUGUGAGGAGGAGAAUGUUGACGCAUUUACACAGUCUCUGCAGGAGUUCGACAGUAUUUCCCGCCUCGACCAGUGGCUAACUACCAUGCUCCUCCGUGUCAAGAAAUCCAUAUCAGCAGAACCAGAUCUGCUCUGAGCAUAGACAUUUGGCAGUGGUGGACCCUUGAUCAUGCAAUAUGGCCCAGCAUUGAUAACGAUGAUUGUUACAUAGGUUAGGUGUCAUUGUAGACCUAUAGCCAAUGUCUAGAACACAGCUUCACAUAAGGGUGUACACAGGGAUCAUCUUUGUUGGGAGUGUAGGUGGGUUGUAACUAAAUGAGGAAGAACUGCUGCAACACGAGACGCAUGUACUAGCUCCUUAACAAAAUCUACUGAUUUAAUAGUCAUCAGGAUCAGUUUAUGACUUUCUGUUGUUGGUUUCUUUGUUGGUCCUGUCAUCUAAUAUUAUUGUUAUUAUGGCAUAGUGGUUAAGGUGUUACCUCAUUCAGAAAAAUUAUUCCCACCAGUCCCUAGACACAAAUUCUUGGUGCUCAUACUAAAGUAUGGCUUCUAUUUUGCUCAAAGCAGCAUGAAAUUCUAUACACAUUCAGUUUGAUAAAAUUCAUAUUUAAAUAAUGAGGUCCAAUGUGCACCUGUUUGUCUUGAACUUUAUGUUCUUCUGGAUGAAAGCUAAGACUGGCUCAACAUAAGGCUGUAAUUUUCAAAGGAGGGUCAGUGUUGGAUGGUUAUUGCUGAUCAGGUUACUGUGUUUAUUUGUAUGAUUCUUUGAAACUUUGUAUAUAAUUUACAUUUCCAUGUUGCUGUAUAAUUUAUUGAUCAGGAGUUUUAUUGCCACCUGUCAUGGGUGACUUUGUCUGUGUGUUUAGUGUGUAGCUAUGUUGAGAUUAUAGUAUAAACUAUAUACAUUGCCAUAUAUAUACAUUGCAGCAAUAUGUACUGUAUUGCCAUGUCACAAGUCUUCACCGUCUUACUCUAAUUGACUGCUGACUUGACAGAAAAUGAAUGUGUGGACAGAACAACUGACAUGUUUUCAAAGCUAUCAGAAAUAUUGUAUUUAGAUGGCCUCAUCUAAAGUUUUACCAGUACCCAAAAAAGAAAUGUAUCAGUGGAAAUAGGUUUUAAGAAUUUGUUUGUAAUUUUGUAAAAUGUACUUCAAGUGGUUCUUUAACAGGAAAUCAACCUACUGGUAGAUAUGUUUGGUUUGGUUUUCACCUGCCUUAAGGCAUAUUGACUUUGUAAAUAUGUAAAAACAGAAUUAUACUUUGGUUGUCCAAGUUAUUUACAUAUCGCAUGAUGAUGAACCCGUGUGGUAUCAUGUCACUGUUAAAUUCCUUGUGCAGGCUAUCAAUGACCAAGUUACACCAAGUGAUUCCACUAUGACAGCCGUCAUUCUCUUCCCACAGAGGUUACUUGUCAUAUCUUCCUACGAACCUCUGUUCUAAUACGGCCAUAUUUCCCGGUUCUCGUAAAAUCCCCUAGCGGCAAAA